AUGCAGCUGCACCACUCGCACAGCACCAGCGGCAUCAGCAUUUCCAAACUCACAAAGAGCAGUUCCAGCACUGCCAUCACCUCGCGCAACACCUCUACAACAAGCUCCACCACCUACGACGAAACGAGCUGCUUGUUGCCUCACGAGCGUCACCCUUCGCCUGCACCUCCUACUACACAACCCCAACAUCCUCAUGUGUGUUCCCAGCUGCGAUACUCCUCGUCUACAACAUCUUCAGCUACAGCAUCUCUGCAUCAUAUCUUGACUCUACACCCACGCCAAAUCGCCAUCCUUGAAGCCGCAAGAGCACAAGAAGAAGCUCAAAGAGCUGCAGAGACAAACCUAGACGAUGAGGAAGAAAUGAACAGACACGUGCUCAGCAGAAUCGAUUGCAUCGAGAUCGAUCUCUGGCACGAACGGAUCCGCGACUACGAAGCUGCAGAACUAGGACUUGUUUCUGCUGCAGAGCUGGGGUUGGUAAGAGAAACUGAGGAUGAGGAAAGAGCCGAUGUUAGGGUUGAAGUGCAAGAGGAGGAUGGAGGACGAUUGAGUAGGGUACAAACCUAUGUCAACGACUUUGCUGAUGUGGAGGGAGGAAGGUGUAAUGGAAGGCAAGGACAAGGCAUGCAGAGAAGAAAAAUCAGUAGUAUUGCGCAGAGGUUUGGGUCUGUGAGUUUGUCGUUGAAUCACUUCCAUCCUUAUUUCUGGGUUGAUGUUGCAGGAAUUUGCAUUUUGAUUCUGCUGGUUGUUGCAUUUCUUGUCUUUAUUGGCUUGGAGAUCAGAUAUGACAAAGAAGGCGUCUGUAGGGAACACGGAGGUAAAGGGGCAGCUGGCUUUUGGGUUGCGGUGCAGAUGCUUGUGGCUUUGGGCUUGGGGUUGGUGUUGCAGGUUCCGGUCUAUAGAGGUCUGGUACCUUUUGUCUUGCCUUUGUGGGUAGUGGGGACUUUCGGAGUUGUAUUUGGGUUCAAGGUGUUGGCUGGUUGCUUAGGGAAUUGA
Messenger RNA from Aureobasidium musti, 996 nucleotides. The record is from the annotation of a GenBank genome assembly. Lineage: Eukaryota; Fungi; Ascomycota; Dothideomycetes; Dothideales; Saccotheciaceae.